AUGAUGGUCUCUGAUGAAGAGAAGAGAUGGAUUGUUGUGGGAAUUGCUAUGAACAAAGUUGCUGCUCCUGUUUUGCGGGAUGCUGUCAAACAAGGGAUGGACACCAACUAUGCAAAUCUGGAAGGACACUGUCAACUUCUCCACCCGCCUUGUACUCUGAAGACAUUAACUCAUGGUGUGGUCCAAGCAGAUCCCAUCUUAAGAAGACUGAAAUUUGAAAAUAUCAAUAACAAUGAUCAUUUGUAUGGCAAACGCUCCAGAAGCUACAACUUUAGCAUUAAUGAUUCUGUAGAUUCGGCCAAGUUAUAUCUGCCAGGUUAUCUGGCUCAGUUUUCAGGCUUUGAUGACUCACUGGACAUGACUGCCAUCCUUCGUCUGUUGGAAUUUAGGAACUACAUGCCUGCUGCUGUGUUCUCCCCACAUUCCCAGGCCUCAGCCGAUGAGGUCAGGGAAAAUGUCAGAAACAAAUGGGGCCAUGUUGAUGUAACUGAGUGGACAGAUGCUCUCUUUAAUGAUUGCUUUGACAAGCUGAAGACACUGGUGAGGAGUCUGGGACUGACAGCAGAUGUGGAGAAGAAGACAUUGGAUCAGCUGGACGACUGGCAAACAAAAGGUUAUUUAUUCCUAGUCAAAUGA
Porites evermanni is the source of this 636-nucleotide messenger RNA. Lineage: Eukaryota; Metazoa; Cnidaria; Anthozoa; Scleractinia; Poritidae. The record is from the annotation of a GenBank genome assembly.